AGUGUGCAUCCCAGAGCAGCAGCCCACAGAGAGACCUCGAGAAGCCACGGCCUGACGACUGGCCCUGAACACCAAAGGCUGAAGAGAGACAGCUGCCUGGGGGAACGCCAGCAUCCCCAGAGCGCAACUCCUUGUCUCCACCAGAGAAGCUUUGACGCAAUCCACUGCCUUCUCAGGGGACUCUGUGAAUUGGGGUUUUGGGGUGAAGUGUCUGGAAGGCCUUCUGGGACCCAGGAUGAACUGCAGGGCAGGCUGAAAGAUGACAGGCCAGACAUGGGACUGGAGGGGGCCAGGAAACAUCUGGCUUGUUGUUUCAGACUUUCAGUUCACAAAAUCUCCCUGGAAAACUCACACCUUGCCUUGUACCAAGUUUUCAAGACAGUAAAUCUCUGCCCAUCCUCGACUCCAUUUUUCUUGAGUAGAAAACCAUUUACAUCAUCAGCUCCUCGCACCUACUCCCUCACUCCCCUAACAGUUGAGAUUUUCGGGGCUGCUCUCUUUUGCCUGCAGACAGCCUGAACAGCGGGAGAGGCCCCCUCAGCAAACUCCCCUGGGUUCUCUCGGCUCUCGCAGGCAGGACAGCCCACGUGACGAGGGGACACGCAUGCAUGUGUGCACACACACGCUGCUCACACAUGCACACGAGCACUGAGGUCAGGCUGCUGCCCGGGUUAGAAGUCUUGCUUCCCCACCCACCAGUUCUGUGAUCUUGGACAAGGGACUGGAUCUCCUUGUGCCUCAGUUUCUUCUAGAAAAUGGAAAAGAUAGCAUUGCUCCUAGCUCCUCAGAGUCAUCAUGGGGAGAAGAGGAGACACCGCCAUAAUCCCUAUCCGUGUCCAGUUCAGUGGGAUGGAUUGAACGCAUAUUCCACAAGCACACACACACGCACCUGCUAACAGAGCCACAUCAAUGACACGCAGACACACCCCAGAGCUUUAUAAUUCCCUGAGGGGUCUGGAAAUUUAGAAAUCAUCCCCGUGCCCUUUAAGGGACUGUAACCCUCGCAUUUCUCUGCUUUCCCAAGGAUGUGAAUCUUCCCAACCCAUCUGUCCUUGAGACACACACCCCGCAAGCCCACAUGUUGAGGGAGACAUGUGACUGCCCCGUGAAGAGCCUCGUGCAAGGCUCUGAGGCAGGAGGAAGGGGUGGCAGGUACAGGAGACAGUGUAGUCCUGGUCACCACCUGGAGAAAGGAUGGCCCUGACUGAGCACGUGACCCAUGUCUGUCUCCGUGGGGAGGCCACGAGCUCCAUGCAGACGAAGGUUGUUGGGUGCUGUGUUUGGGAACGCAGUCACAGACUGUCACAGGCCUGGGUGGAGGAUGGAUGGACAGACAGGUGGGCAGAGGUGACUGAAGCUGAACCAGGCUUCCCAGGCCAGGCAGGGGCAGGGCCAAGGGCUGUAGUGGUAGAAGCCAGUUGGCCAGCUAGGUGGGGAAGUUAGGAAGCUACCGGCCAACAGUGAGUGCAGGUGAGCAGCUCUGCCUCCUCUGGGCCACGCGGGGGAGCAGCCCAGACCCUCUGGCUGGGGCGGAACAAGGCUGGUGUUUCCUCUUGGCUCUUGACCCUCGGUUAGCCCAAACUCAAGCAGAACCCCGAGUGCUGGGGUUCUGGGUGGUGACUGCUGAGAAAGUGUGACUAAUUCAUCAGGGCUCCAUGUCACCGAGAGACAGCACUGAGCCAGCACACAUAGGGGAGAGGAACCUCCGGGAGCCCCUCGGAGAGGUUGGCUGUGUGGAGUCCAGGCUUGUUGCCCAAAGUCUUCACAGGGUCUCCUCCCCGCCCCUGAGCCCUGGGCAGUGAGAUCAGCCCAGGCAGAUCCUGCCACAAAUACAUGCGGGCGACACCCACCCCACUCCGCCAACACCCCAGCCACCCAGACCAGAGCUGCCUGUUAGAUACCCCGCGCAGACACAGGCAGCUAGACUAUCACUCAGUGGAGUCAUCUGCAUCUUCAGAGGAAGGACUGGGGAGGACAGUGCUUAACCUGAAGGAGUGAGCCUCACAGGAGGGGGCGUUCGGGUUUCCCAGCAGGCCGGAAGAAAUACCCCCUCUCUCCAAUGGAAGGUCACUUUGUGAAUGUGCAAAGCAAGACUUAGUCGAGGGGCUGCUUCCAGGCCCCCAGGCAUCUAAGUGGUGCUGAGACAGGAGCUAAGACUUGACUCUCCAUAACUACCCACCAGGCAGUGCAGAAGCUGCGGUCAGCAAAGAUUCCCAGAAGGGAGUCGGUCCUGUGCCCUGUGGAGAGUUCGUCAUCACCUCCACCUCCCCCUGCGACCGACUGCAAGCCUGGACACCUGCUGUCACUCUGUCGCUGUCUGAGCCACUUCUCAAGCUCUGCUGUGUCUUUGGCUUCCACCCACCACAGCAGGUGGUGGCUGGUGUUUCCAGGGAUCCAUGAGGUCGGCUGGUCCUUUCUGGCUCCUGUGCUGUGGCAGGUCUACCUGACUCCAGCCACUCAUGGCCACACUCGAAACCCAUCCAAGACUCGGGGGGAGGUGUAAACAAACCCCACUCCUCACCUUUAGAGGAGAUGCCGAAUUUAAUGAGCUCUGUUCACGUUGCAGCGUUGCGAUUCCUCUUACCUUUAACGUGAACUCGCAGGCGGAUUAAAGUGAAAUAAAACCUCCCAUUUGAGUUACAUUCUCAGCUGAUUGGAAACAUGCAUUACCUCCCCAUGACCGGGCUGUGAGAAGGGAAGUUAUUAUCUUUCUUUAGAGUUUGUAAACUCUUUAUGGCUGAGGCAGCUUUAAUCCUGCUGGGGAAAAAAAUGAUCCGGGAAUAAAUUGCUCCCAUUUACCUUUGUUUUCCAAUCACACGCUCCAGUGGGAACAAAACGUCCUAAGUGAGGGGAUGUGGGGAGCCAGGUGAUCCUUGACAGAAGAGUUUAAUUAUUUUCUUCUUUAGGCACGUGAGUUGAAAGUGCUUUAAAGCACCAUUGGUGAGGGGGCUUGUUCCACAGAAAUGUGCCCUCCAGCGGGAAUGCCGGUAACCCGGGGUUGGUGUGGUUCCGAUGCCUUUUCUUCCAGGGGGAAAUGGCCUCCAUUCUCCCACUGAGCCCGCUUCUUUGCAGCAAAGUGCCCAGCUCCAGACAUUUGGGAAUGACCAGGAAGGAGUCCAAGAAAGGGCAGAUUUGAAUCAAAAUUAAAUCAGUCCAGGAAAGAGAGACUCAGGCAGGCCAGGGCCCGGGAGGAGACACCAUGCUUUCUUUCCUUCCUGUUAGUCCUUGGGUCCUCUCUGUGUGUCCUCUAGUGGCACAGUGUGUACAUGUUGCAGGUCCCCAGCAAAGCCAUCGGGUCGGGCCAGGCCGGGCUCUGAGCCAUGCACCCUAACUGCUGGAAGGAGGCCUGACUAAGAUGUUUUUCCUUGCAUGAUCCUGAGGCUGGACGUUAGGUUGGGAGUCUCCAGAAUGAAGCAGGGGCAGGGACCUUCGGAAACAGCUCAGCCAGGCCACCAGACGUGGGCCUUCCAUGACGGCUGCUCUGCAGGGUUGGGCUAGCAUGACGUCAUGCUUCCAGAGCUUGCUGCAGAUGGGUUAGGAAAAUAGACCCUGCGAAGCCACCUUGUUUAUGGGCUGUGUCAUUCAGGAUCUUGUCAGGAAAAUGAAAGCCACUAUAAAGAUUCCAAAAUUUUAAUUCUGGGAAUUGGGCACACAAGGAUGGGCUCACUGAAAAGACAAAUGUGUAAUUCAGAGACGAACAUGAGCAGGAAUCUGUGACCACUGCUGGCUACCGCCAUAAGGGCAGGAGGGGUGACCAGAGAGUGGGCUCUGUUCUGCACAUGGUAGAACUACCGUGAAGGCCCCUGUGGAGGCUGGGCCCUCAAAGGGGGAGGCUGGCCCUGGGGACCUGGAACCUCAGCGGAGAGCAAGCUACUGCCAACAGCUGACUUGGGCGGCUCCACCAAGAGGGAGAAAUAUUCCAGCUUCUCUCCUUUCCCUGCCUCCAGUCUCCUACCAGCUCCCACUGGCUGGAGCCAGCCAUGAGCAAGCGGAGGGAGCCUGAGAAAGGCAGCCUGCAGGCGUGGUUGUCCCUGCAGUACGGAGCAGAGGAGGGGAAGGGAGAGCUGGAGAUCCGGGGAUUGUCAAUGACCCUCAGCCUUGCCUGGGGCCCUAAGGUGACCACCGCACAGGGAGAGGACAGAGAGGGGGGCCACAGUGCUGAGGACCCCACCGCUAGGGACUCCUAAAGGCAACAGACAAACAUCACUUUAACCUCUGCGACCUUUGGCAUCUGUAAGAAAGGAGCGGGGAGGGAAAAACGUCAAGCACUGUACAGCAAAGGCUCAGGGAAGAGCCAUCCCCACUGGGAUGCUCCACUUUGAGCACACACUGCCCUGAGCAGCUGAGGCAGCACAGAGCCCCGUGUCCUCAGGAGACCAGCAGGUCAAAUCCCCACUGCCCCACAGUGACUGACCCUGGGAGUUUCUUUCAUCUCCAAGCCAUGCUUUUUGUUUUUCAUCAUUUUAUUUAUUUACUUAUUUAUUUUCUUCUGUGAGCAAGACACACACACAGAGCUUCAGAGAGACAGAACCCCCAACGGUGUCGAUGCCAUGACCCACUGCCGCCCUCCUCAGCCAGCACCGGAUCUUAGGCAUUGGUGUUCCCAGCACAGAUCCAGGGAGGUUCCGUGAGGCUCCGUGAACCCAGAGCCUUCCAGGUGGAUCAGAGCCAUCCAGGCUCCCAAGCUACCUCUUCCUCAUCUACAAAGUGGAGACACUGUUAGGAGCUAUCUCACCUCUGCGAAGACUGGGAACACAGCAGACAAAGGACUUUGCACAGGCCCCUUACACACGCUCAGUGCAGCAGAGCUGUGUGUGUGGCAGAGGCUGCCUCGGACAUCUCAGUAAGCAGUCAGCAACACGCAGUGGGUCCUCAGGCAAGGGCCAUUGACUGGGGGCCAGCAGGCAGUGUGGUGGUUAAGGCACUGGACUCCCACAUGGCUGACCACAGUUCAAGUCCUGGACCUGGUGCCUUGUUUUCUCUCUUGUGAACGC
Tupaia belangeri chinensis (Chinese tree shrew) is the source of this 4994-nucleotide messenger RNA. It is a transcript of the gene DCANP1, whose product is annotated as dendritic cell associated nuclear protein 1. The record is from RefSeq and is a predicted model, not a curated record. Lineage: Eukaryota; Metazoa; Chordata; Mammalia; Scandentia; Tupaiidae.